This is a messenger RNA of Anoplopoma fimbria (sablefish), 1593 nucleotides long. Its product is annotated as transmembrane protease serine 2-like. Gene Ontology annotation, molecular function: protein binding; serine-type endopeptidase activity. Lineage: Eukaryota; Metazoa; Chordata; Actinopteri; Perciformes; Anoplopomatidae. Gene Ontology annotation, cellular component: membrane. Bases 1 to 1407 code for a protein of 468 amino acids. The transcript is spliced from 13 exons. The record is from RefSeq and is a predicted model, not a curated record. Gene Ontology annotation, biological process: proteolysis.
AUGACCACCAAUCCGUACCUGGACUCAGGUCCUUGUUUCAUCCAAGAAGAUGAGGAGAGGAGACUUCCUCCACCCAGCCGAUCAGAUGUGAAGCCUCAGUAUGUUCAUCACGUGGCCCCGAAACCUCCACCUGAAAUCACUCACUCCGCUCCCAAACGCAAAACUGUGAAGCAGAGGUGUGUUAAGUUCACUGUGGCUGCUGUGAUCUCCCUGCUGCUCCUCCUGCUGGUGGCCGGAGUCCUCCUGGCUUAUUACUUCUCCUCGUCCUGUGUGCACGGGAGGCAGUGUGGUGAUGGGAGCUGUGUGUGGGAGUCCCAGUGGUGCGACGGAGUGACCGACUGUCGCUCAGGCCAGGAUGAAGCCAACUGCGUGAGGCUGCGUGGCUCCAGCUUCCUGCUCCAGAUCUACUCCACUCAGAGUAAAAACUGGAGGACUGUUUGUUCUCACGGCUGGACCGAGCAGCAGGGGAGAGCGAGCUGCCAACACGUCGGCUUCACCCGUGGCACAUAUUUCAAAUCAGGCCAACAGCAGACUGAAUCAGAUGAUGGGUACCUAAUGGCGAAGUCUGACUUUAACCCUGAGGCCUCCUUACUGCAACAGCUGGUGCUCAGCAAAACCUGUCCCAACAACAGUGCGGUGACGUUGCGGUGUACUGAUUGUGGGACUGGGGUGAACUCCAGCAGGGCCUCUGGGGGCCAGCCAGCCUCUCUCGGGGCCUGGCCGUGGCAGGUCAGCCUGCAGGUUGCGGGCUCCCACCGCUGUGGAGGAGCCGUCAUCUCCCCCUACUGGAUAGUCACUGCAGCACACUGUGUGGCCAGGACCUCCAGCCCUGAGGACUGGGCGGUGUACGCUGGGAUAGUGGAUCCACUGGGCACCCUGUUUAACCCUGCGUACUCUGUGAGCCACGUUAUCGCCCACGAAGGCUUCAACUGGGUCACUCGCAGGAAUGACAUCGCUCUGAUGAGGCUCUCUAAACCUCUGGACAUCACAGCCUCCAGUAAUACCAGACCUGUGUGCCUCCCAAACGUUGGCGUAAACAUCACUGAUCCUCAGAAGGGCUGGAUAACACGAUACAGUCGCUCAGUGAAUGGAGACUCUAGCUCUCUUCACCUGAUGGAGAGUCAGGUCUCUCUCAUGAACACUGCAGACUGCAACAGCUCCAUCACUCACGAUGGCCGGAUAUCACAGGACAUGUUAUGCGCCAGAGAGACGGACGCAGUCGCCAACGUGUGCCACACUGACAGCGGCGGCCCUCUGGUGUCGCUGAAGGAUGGAGUAUGGUGGCUCAUAGGGGACAGUAUUUGGGGAGAACACUGCACCGAGCAGAACAAACCAGAUGUUUAUGGCAACGUCACGUAUUUCCUGGACUGGAUCUACCAUCAGAUGAGGAAGCAUCAAGACGUCUGAGGAUGACGGGACCAAAGAGGAACCAUCUGAGAUGUUUGUGUUUACAAAAGUGUGCAAAGAUAUAUUUUAAUAUCAAUGCCCCAACUAUAACUAUAUCAGAUACAUAAUGUAUUUUCUACAUUAUAUCACUGCUCCUUGUUUUCAUAAUUUAAAUUUACUGUUGAUGCUCAAAUUCACAUGAGAAGC